UCACUUUUCGAAAUGUCUUGCUAGGUAUAGUACUUAUUAGACUUUGUUAGAACUAAAUUAAUAAAACUGCCAACGGAAGCCAGAAAUAUAAAUAUAGGGAGAAGGAGCUGGACGGAAGACCAUGUGCCCCAAAGAGCCGGUGGAGAGCAGUCUUCUGCCCGACUGCCGCAUAGCCAACAGAGUGCUCCUCUUCACACUGCUCCAAACCCUCCAGGCGGAGGAGCGGCGGAUGGAGGAGGUUGAUGUCCAACUUCGAGAUCGCUACGACGUGUUCCUCCAGGUGCUGGCCAACUAUCCGGUGCCCGUGGAAGAAGGCCCCGAUGACAGAGUUUAUUACGAUGCGGAUGAUUUGAUACGAGCCAGUGAAUCAUCCAGAAAUGAGACAUUCCAGUCCAGUCUGGAUAGUGAUUCCGGUCAGAUCCCCGUGACUGAAAGUAGAAUUCCCAACAGAGUUAACUAAGUGUUUUGCACGAUUGCUCGUUAUGCCAAAAGUAUCAAGUAAACAAUUAAAAAGUGAAAUUAACUAUA
Molecule: messenger RNA, 528 nt
Organism: Drosophila serrata
Lineage: Eukaryota; Metazoa; Arthropoda; Insecta; Diptera; Drosophilidae
Source: RefSeq, a predicted model, not a curated record